Molecule: messenger RNA, 4387 nt
Organism: Solea senegalensis (Senegalese sole)
Lineage: Eukaryota; Metazoa; Chordata; Actinopteri; Pleuronectiformes; Soleidae
Gene: tysnd1
Product: trypsin like peroxisomal matrix peptidase 1
Exons: 4
Coding region: 170-1750 (526 amino acids)
Biological process (GO): protein processing; regulation of fatty acid beta-oxidation
Cellular component (GO): peroxisome
Molecular function (GO): serine-type endopeptidase activity
Source: RefSeq, a predicted model, not a curated record
CACAAACAGGAAGCAAGUACACACGAUUUCAGUUCUCAGAGGCAGUUGAACAAACAAAUAGUUUUGACUUCAUAGUUAUACUCAUACAGUUUGUUUUAUAAAGUCACCACCGAUAUAUAGUUGUUUGUUAAACCAACGUUUCAAGUCUUCUAAUCCCAUAUGAUCUAAUAUGGACAUAAAGGAAGUAGAAAAGUGCUGCUGUGUGGUGAAAUUGUCGGAGGCUUUAUCAGCAAAUAAACCAGUGAGCUGCAGCGGAGUUAUCGUCCACCCUCAAACCGGGACUGUGAUAUGUUCAGGUCUGCCGUUUUCACGUUUCAUUGCCGACAAAGACGUUCUCACUUCCGACACCGAGUUUAGCUUCCUACCGCCGCGAACUUUGAGUGACAAGCUCAAAAUCCGUGUCUGCCUCCCACUGGACACCAGCAAGUCAACACACUCUAGACCCAAAACAAGGCGACAUCAAAACGAGGUUUCAGCUCAGCUGCUUAUGCUGGUGAACUGCCCGGAGUUCAAACAAGCUUUCCAGGCACUUUUCCGGGAGGCUGAGCAGUGGCGUUUCCAUGGUGAUGAAGAGGAUGCUGAGCUGAUCAGGGAUGCUCACUUCCUCAGCUGGUUCGCUGUGCUCAAGACCGGUGUGGUGGUCGGGAGCAGCCCAGACUCUGGUACCAUCCCCUGGCAGAGCAGCUCACCUCUGCAGAAGGGCUCCCAUGUUGUUGCAUGUGGUUCACCCUUCGGCUCCCUCUGCCUUGACCUCUUCAUCAGCACACUCAGCAGAGGGAUCAUCAGUAACCUGGCUGGAGAGGACAACGCUGUCAUUCUCACAGAUGCCCGCUGUUUGCCAGGCACAGAGGGUGGAGGGUUGUUUUUGAUGGGCGGUGCCGACGACGUGCGUCUCAUCGGGCUCAUCGUGUCUCCAUUCGGCUGGAAGGCCAACGAGUGGAUAGGCCUCAGUCUGGUCUGCUCUGUCCACUCCAUCUUCAGGAAUAUCCUCCGCUGCUCGAACUCUCAAGAUCCACUCUGUGAUGUUUGUCUCCAUCAGGGAGAGACAGGCCUUCAAAUGAUGACCACCACAGCCCACGAGUCAAAAGCGGUUAAAUACCCUACUGUUUGCUUUGUGGAGAGCGGGGAGCUCUGGGGCUCAGGGGUAGUUGUCACCCCUCGCCUGGUUCUAACCUGCCGACAUGUUGUCAAUGGGAAGUCUACGGUCAACCUCAAGUUCCAUCACAGGAACAGAGUCUUUGAUAGUGUGGGCGACGUGCUGUUUUCCACUAAAGCGUCUUCACCCUAUGAUCUGGCUUUGGUGCGGCUCAGAUCCUCCGUCCUUGAGGCUGUGGUCCCUCGAAUGGCUCAGAGCUUCAAUCCAGGUGAAUCUGUCGUCGUGGUGGGAUAUGGUGGACUGGGCCGGAGCUGUGGCCCGUCCCUCACCAGUGGCGUCCUCUCUAAAGCCGUCAGCCGUGAUAAACAGCCUGUCAUGCUUCAGACCACUUGUGCAGUACAAGCGGGGGCCAGCGGGGGAGCUGUGGUGCGGACACACACAGGAGAGCUGCUUGGUAUCGUGUCCAGCAACACAAGAGACUUGGCAGCCAAAGUGACCUACCCGCACCUCAACUUCAGCAUCCCGGUGACUGUUUUCCAGAGAUUGUUGCAGCGCUUUCACCAGACACAGGAGGUUAACGUGUUCAGGACAUUGGACACAACAGAAAAACAAGUUGUACAUGUGUGGAGGCUACAGGAGGUUAGCAAACUCUAACUGAGGAUCAAAAAUCAGCUGGUUGAUUAUGAGAAAAAUCAUUUUUAGGUGAUCAAAUUUAAUUUGUGUAUCUCUUGAAACAAUAGUAGUGUUUUUAAAUAUAUAUUUCACAUAUCUUUAGAAUGCAACUAAAACAGUAUAAGGAAUAUACAUAGUAUAUGUAUAAUAUAUAUAUAUAUAUUAUGCAAUCUUAAUACUAUACUGAUUGUUUAAUUGUCAUAUUAAAUUAUUCUUUUAACAUUUAAUUUCACCCUGAGUGUUCUGUACACUGUUAUUCCAGUUACUUAACUAAACUAAAACACAGCUGAAGCACCAAAGACACACACAUGUUUUGGUCUUAGUCCUUACUUAGAUUAAUAGAAAACACUGUUUGAAACCUGUCUUUAAAAGGCUAGUUUCAGCCAAGCAAGAGGAAUAUUUAGCAUGAUGAGCUGACAGGUUGCUGAAAAUGAUUGGUCCCCUUGGGUACGUGCUGUCAGUAUCACAUAUUCAGACAUCUGUCAGCAGGCAAACCUGCUCACAGCUCACACAUUUAAGGUUUCACCCACCGGGACAUUACAGGUACUGAUUUCCAUUAUCACAGAAACAUGAAACUGAGAAAGGACAUUUCAGAAGAUUGGUUACUGUCAGUUUUUACAAAGACGAGCUCUCUCGGCCACCACUGUGGAAGAUGUGUGUGUCACAUACCAGUGUGAGGUUUCUAUUUCACAGCUCCAAAGAUUGAAUAGUUUACAGUGUACAGGCGGCUUGAGCAAUGUCCCGAAGAGGCUGAGGAGAUUUCUAUAGGCAUUGUGCUUUUAGAAGUGCUGAUACGCAGACCUGCGACUGUAUCUCAUUUCUGCUACUUUCCCAUAGCAUGAAGCCGUACAGCACUGCAGAGUGAGGGCAACGCCAACAAUAAGCUUUGCUCCGCUGAGAAAAGGUCACAUACAGGAGAUUAAUGUCUUUGAAAUGGUAUCUCCUGAGAACUACAGUCAGAUGAUGGUCUACUAGAAUGUGCUAGAAUUAUAGUUUUGCCAUGAAUACUCAGAAAAUUCAAUAUAAAUUUGUUUAUUUUUAUCUGACCGCUCAAAAUGACACAAUUAUAGGCUCCCAAAUACCCAUCAUAUCACAUCAUUUGAUUUAUAAGACGUGUUCAAUGUGUUAUAUUUAGGGGGUUUAUUGGCAGAAAUGGAUUAUACUUCCCAGUGGCAUGUUUGUGUAAGUGUGUAAUCACUUUAAAAUAAUCUUUUGGUUAUUGCGGCCAUAGAAGAAGCCUGUUAUGGUAAUUUAAGUCAGGGGCCUUGCUUUACACAGGCAGCCAUCUUGUGCAGUGGUAACUGUGCAGGAAGAAGCACAAUUACUUUCUGGUCUGCAAAGGCCACCGUAGUUGCCUAAUGCACUAGGAAAAUGUUUCCAAAUGAGCAAAAGUUGUACUAUAUUCGUUGCAAUAUGCAAUCUCACCAUUAGAUGUCACUAAUUCAGAACACACCAGUUCUGCAAGAAUCAAAGAUUUGUUUUUACACAAGGAAAAAAUACAGUUAAUUUAUUUAUUCUGCUGAGAAAUCUUUGACUUCCUGCUUGAGGAACCCUUUUGCUCUGGAGCACAGGUGUUGUGAUGAUGUAAAGCAAUACACCGCAUGUCUGAUAUUAUCUCUUUCUAACGACAUAAACAAAACUGGGAGUGCGAAUCACGAUACGAUACACGGUCCAUGAUAAUGAUACCACGAAACCGAUUGUUUACUUUAGAGCGCCUUCAUUUAUUAAUGAAAACAUCGAUAUUUGCGCCGAUUCUCGUAUUGCGUGAGGAAGGAUGACGAUACGUCACAAAAAUGAUAUUUUUAGCAUCUCAAUCAAAGCACUGUUGUAUCUGAACUGACUCUUUAGCAUAGAUAGAGACCUAAUAAAGUGGUGAGUGUAUAUGCCAGUCAUCAUCAUCAGUCAUAAUAGAACAAAGAGAGAAAAAGAGGACACGUGCAGGUGUAUGGUAGCCAGCUGGGCCACAGAGACCAGUUUUAUUUCAUUUAAUCUUUUCUUAUUAAACACAAUAAUUGAUCCACAUUAUGACACGAUGUACAUUUGUCAGUUACGCAGUGUUUUCCACCAGUCUUUGCAGGCAUUGAUAACAGGACAAAUAGGUGACAACCUUCUGAUACACUCAUUAUAUACAAGCUAAAGAGUGAUAGACGUGAGAAAUGUUGUUGUUUUUUUCAAUGAGACAGAGCACUACUGUCAUAUAUGAGCCAAAGCAAAUGACAUGUAAACAAUAAAGUCAAAAAAAGGGCAUUUUCCUGUAUUCUAAUGUGGGAACCUCUCCUUGUCGCUGGUGUCCUGCCUAACACCAAAACUGUUAUCUAAACUGUGUUAACUAGCGAAAAAAAGAGAAGCCAGGUCAGACUACUGAAAUGUGCCCUCAUCUUUCUCUUUUCUUUUUUUGUUUUUCACUGUAACCACACGACAAGCACCUGCAACUGCUUAAAGUCUCCUCUAUGCUUUAGCUAAAAACUGCUCAAAGAUAGUUCAAAAGACAUACAACAGAAGAGAACAAAGAUUCACAAGUAUGAGGGACAGAAUUCUUGACUCCACACCCAUAAUCACCCCUACCCUCUUUCCCAUUAUAAGAAUUUCCUGUUACAUUAAAUAUUCCCAAAAAAUUCA